GUCACCUUUUCAUUUUCACGCGGAUUAUUAGAAAUUGGAAUACACUCACUCUCGGUCGUCUCUGUCUUCACUCGCUCUCGCUUCUGGUUUCUUGGAAGCGUAGCGCUUUCUCUCUCUAACAUAUAUAUACACAGCUAUACAAUAUUCUGAUCACCUUUCGAGGGAAGGAGCAGACCUUGUGAGUGUGAGCGCUCCUCGGAGAGAAGCAUUUCUUCUCCGACCUUCAAAACGACAGCGAUAUAUAAGUGGUGCGCUCUGACAUGGCUGCUGCUAGUGUAAGGUAUGCGCCGGAGGAUCCUACCCUCCCAAAACCAUGGAAAGGACUGGUUGAUAGUAAGACUGGAUAUCUUUACUUCUGGAAUCCGGAGACAAAUGUGACCCAGUAUGAGAGGCCUGUUGCCUCGAUCAAAGAAAGCUCUGUACCUCCUCAGGAAUCAUUGGGUUUACCAGCUGAAGAAACCAAGGGACAUUACUCUGGAAAGGAUGAUGAAGAUAACUAUAACAAAACUAACAAUGCUUGCUCUACAGAUGUUGCUUCAGAACCUGGAACGCAUCAGACUGGUCAGACAGUGUCAGAUUAUUCACUCAAAGAGCCAGUUCGGACGACUACUGCUGCAAAUAGAGUAUCUGCAUCUGUAGCUGCAGAAUCUGGUUUGUCUACUGAGGCUUAUUGUCGGCGUCAUGAAAUUACUGUUACUGGAGAUAAGGUGCCCUUACCUUUCACCUCAUUUGGAGCAACUGGUUUUCCUCCUGAGAUUUUAAGAGAGGUGCGAUAUUUGCUCCUGGAGGAGCCAAAUGUCGUACACUGUGCUGCCCUUCUUUAUGGGCUUUCCGAAUCAUCCAAGCUUUACCUGGAUGUCUCUUGGUAUGAUUCGGCACAACUUGCUGGUUUUUCGGCACCAACCCCAAUCCAGGCACAAUCAUGGCCAGUUGCUCUUCAAGGACGUGAUAUAGUGGCCAUUGCAAAGACUGGAUCUGGGAAGACUUUGGGAUACUUGAUUCCUGGAUUUAUGCAUCUCAAAGAAAAGCGUAAUAAUCCUAGAAUGGGUCCAACUGUAUUGGUGCUCUCACCGACAAGAGAAUUGGCGACACAGAUACAAGAUGAAGCUGUGAAGUUUGGAAAAUCAUCAAAGAUAUCUUGUACAUGUUUGUAUGGAGGUGCUCCUAAAGGUCCUCAGUUGAAAGACCUAGACAGAGGUGUGGACAUCGUGGUGGCUACUCCUGGUCGGUUGAAUGAUAUUUUGGAGAUGAGGAGAGUCAGUCUCCUUCAAGUGUCUUAUUUAGUGUUAGAUGAAGCGGACAGGAUGCUGGACAUGGGUUUUGAACCUCAGAUAAGGAAAAUUGUGAAAGAAGUCCCAUCUCGUAGGCAAACCCUGAUGUAUACUGCUACAUGGCCAAAAGAGGUACGAAGAAUUGCUGCUGAUUUCAUGGCCAACCCUGUUCAGGUUAAUAUUGGAAAUGUCGAUGAGCUUGCUGCAAACAAGGCAAUAACACAGCAUGUUGAAGUUAUGUCCCCAAUGGAUAAGCGGGGUCGCCUGUUAGAGAUACUGAGAUCCCAGGAACGUGGAUCGAAGAUAAUAAUUUUCUGCUCUACAAAGAAAAUGUGUGACAUCCUUGCAGAUAAUUUAAACCGGCAGUUUGGAGCUGCUGCUAUUCAUGGCGACAAAUGUCAGAGUGAGAGGGAUCACGUGUUGAAUGACUUCCGUACUGGAAGGUCCCCUGUGCUUGUAGCCACUGAUGUUGCUGCUCGUGGACUGGACAUUAAGGAUAUUAGGGUGGUGAUAAACUACGACUUCCCAACUGGGGUAGAGGACUAUGUGCACAGAAUAGGACGAACUGGACGGGCAGGGGCCAAAGGAGUAGCAUAUACAUUUUUAGGUGAUCAAGACGCAAGACAUGUGUCGGAACUCAUCAAGCUUCUAGAAGGAGCCGAACAGAAUGUUCCUGCUGAGGUUCGUGAUAUGGCUUCACGUGGUGGUGGUGGGAUGGGAAGGGGAAUGCGUCGAUGGGGUCCAGGUGGGGGCGGCGGUGGCGGAGGACGUUAUGAAUCUUCUUCUUACGGUGGAAGGGAUGGGGGAGGAGGUGGAGGAGGUUGGGGUAUGUCGUCCGGGGGUUAUAAACCCGAGGGAAAUGAUAGACAAGGAUAUGGGUCCUUUGGAAAUGACUCAAAUGGAGGCAGUAGCUAUAAGAGCUUCCAUGAGAGCAUGAUGGGCUGCACAAAGAAUGAUAGCAAUUCGGGCUGGGCUGAGAACAAUGUUCGGGCCCGUAGCCGUAGUCCAGAGAGAUUCAAUGCCUGUGGCACCACCAGAGUUAGCUUUCACGAGACCAUGAUGCGAGCUGCUCAACCGAACCCUAAUCAUGAAGAGGGCUCGGCUGAAGAGAGCAAUAAUGCAUGGAAUUGACGUGGUUGCUUUGUUUGCUUUAGUUGAAGGUUAUUAUUGGUGGUUUGAAAUUGGUUAGUUUGGGGAAGUGUUGUCCGGUGAACAUGUUUUGUGGCUGAUCCGUUUUUGUUGGCUAUGUAUGUUUAUUUGCCGUAGUAAGACGUAAAAGCUUCAAGGGUCAGAUAGAUAUGCUAUGCUACUGCAAUUGAAAAUUGUCUUGGGAUGGUUCUUUUGUUGUAUAUAUUUGGCAGAAUCUCUCUACACGUGUUUUGAUCGAAAUCUAUGAAUUGUGUGAGAUUUGAUCAUUUGGAGAGGCUGACACGGUAUUCUGAGUGCAUGCGUACUUCUGAGUAGCAUGGAGGAUAACUUCAUCAAAAUCUACCAUUGAUAUGAAUCUAUAUAUAUAUAAUUG
Molecule: messenger RNA, 2793 nt
Organism: Striga asiatica
Lineage: Eukaryota; Viridiplantae; Streptophyta; Magnoliopsida; Lamiales; Orobanchaceae
Source: the annotation of a GenBank genome assembly